This is a messenger RNA of Prunus armeniaca (apricot), 1314 nucleotides long. Lineage: Eukaryota; Viridiplantae; Streptophyta; Magnoliopsida; Rosales; Rosaceae. The record is from the annotation of a GenBank genome assembly.
AUGGAAAAUCAUGAACCCAGACGCUGGUCAUAUUUCCAGAAGUUGGCACAAGAAGGGUUUGAUAAAAAAGAUGUUUCUCUUAUUGACCAGGAUCUUGGUUUUCCGUCUGUGAUUGGAAAUGAUGUGGAAGGAGAUAGUAGAUCUUAUCAUCUCACACCAUUAAUAGCAGCUGGAGUUUCAAUGGUCCAUGUGGAUUCUCAGCCUAAAUUUGCGGAAGACAUUCAAAAAGACUUGCCUGGAAUGACUCAAGCUGAAACAACAGUUCUGCAUUCUAAUUAUGAUCAACUCCAAGUGAAGGACACCGAAAGUAUGCAGUUUGAGGGAAUGAUGGAAAACAUAAGAGCGCAAAAUUCGGAGUAUGAGGAGGGGAAUUUUGCAAGCAGAAAAGCUGGUUUGCCUCCUUUAGAUCCUUCUCUGGGAGAUUUUGAUAUCAGUACCUUGCAGUUGAUAAAGAACGAUGAUCUCGAACAGCUGAAGGAACUAGGUUCUGGUACAUUUGGGACUGUGUAUCAUGGAAAAUGGAGGGGCAGUGAUGUUGCCAUUAAGAGACUAAAUAAGAGCUGCUUCACUGGGAGAUCAUCAGAGCAAGAGAGAUUGAGUAUAGAGUUCUGGCGGGAAGCUGACAUUCUUUCAAAGCUUCACCAUCCAAAUGUUGUGGCGUUUUAUGGUGUAGUGCAAGAUGGACCAGGGGGAACACUUGCUACCGUAACUGAGUACAUGGUUGAUGGUUCUCUUAGGCAUGUCUUGCUUCGAAAAGAUAGGUAUCUUGAUCGUCGCAAGCGACUAAUAAUUGCUAUGGAUGCAGCAUUUGGAAUGGAAUAUUUGCACUCAAAGAAUAUUGUGCAUUUUGACUUGAAGUGUGACAACUUACUUGUGAACCUAAAAGAUCCUGUACGGCCAAUUUGCAAGGUCGGUGAUUUUGGGCUUUCAAAAAUCAAGCGAAAUACCCUGGUUUCUGGUGGUGUACGGGGAACAUUACCAUGGAUGGCACCAGAGUUGCUGAAUGGCAGCAGCACUAAGGUAUCUGAAAAGGUUGAUGUAUUCUCCUUUGGUAUUGUCUUGUGGGAGAUUCUUACUGGCGAGGAGCCAUAUGCCAACAUGCACUAUGGAGCAAUUAUAGGAGGUAUUGUAAAUAACACAUUGAGACCCACCAUUCCAAGUUAUUGUGAUCCUGAAUGGAGAGUGCUUAUGGAGCAGUGUUGGGCUCCUAAUCCUGCGGCCAGGCCAUCUUUCACAGAGAUUGCCGGUUGCUUACGAGUAAUGACUAAAGCUGCUAGCCAACCCAAAGCACAGGGUUAUAAAGCUUCUAAAUGA